UUUUUCUCCUGGACGGCACGGCAGUCUCCUUUACGGGCUUCGGCCAUUGUAAGCAUAUACAUAAAUACUAACAUAAAUUACAUUUUCUUUUUUCAGUUCUAGAUGGACUUAUAGCAACACACAAGUCCAACCAAACAAAGACGGGCCUAGCCCACUUCGUCAACCCAAAUAUAAUGUGCAUGAUUGCCUAACAAAACUCGAACGCCAAAACCAAAUGCCAUGCCAUAAAAAUUACAAGGGCAUGCAUCAAAAUUUGGAGGUUUUGAAGAUGGAUUUAUAAUUUUACAUUAUGUAACACUGAACAUAAAAAUAAGUAUUAGUGUCACCAUGAGACUCAUGUAAGAAUGUGGGCUCUUUGCUCAACGCGGUUUAAACAAAGACAAAUCCACAGUGGGCAUCCUAGCUCUUUUCAUCUGUCAUGGACCAAUAUACACAUUGCUAAGUUUGACUGAUUAGCUGAGGUAUUAAUUAACUGUAAUCAGACAUCCUCCAUCAAAUAUAAAUAAGCCAAAUUAAAGCAUUUUUGGCUUUUUCUCUGCUUUCCACGUGCACCACCUUUCUUUUUCCAAAUCUUUUUUAAAGCCUCACCACCUUGAUGAAUUUAUGUGAUAAAAUUUGUAAAGCAAAGGCAAAAGAUAGGCUUGCGCGCUCUUCAAUAAUCGGAAACUUAAACACAAAGUUGGUAUUUUCUGUCGACUUCCAUAAAGCAAAAAAUACCACUUACCACAAAUCAUACCUUUCUUCCCCUUUAAACCACAAAUGCCUACUUUUAACCCUCAAGUUUAGUAUAUCCCCUUCUCCUUCUUCACUAAGCAAAAUCAUUGCACAUUUCCAUUAUAUGUGCUGCUACAAUUUUGCAAACACCACAACAAAAAUUAAACUGCUGAGAAACUUAAAGUUCAGACAUUUGAGUAACUAGUUAAAUUCUUUGAGAGAGCGAGAUACUUGAAAUAAAGAUGGUGGCAGAUUGGGGUCCAGUGGUGGUUGCAGUGGCGAUGUUCAUCUUAUUGUCACCGGGAUUGCUAUUCCAGCUACCAGCGAGGACUCGGGUAAUUGAGUUCGGGAACAUGUACACAAGUGGGAUUUCCAUCCUAGUUCAUGCUAUAUUAUUCUUCUGUAUAUAUACAAUCUUGAUAGUUGCUAUUGGUGUUCACAUACGAUCCGGUUGAUACUACUGGCAGUUUUCUUCAUCGGCCCUGCUGCUCCGGCCAAAUCCUCAACUCUACUUGGAAGGCUUUUGCUGAAGGGAAUUCUUCUUUUAUCAACCUUUUUCUCUGUUUCUUUUCUUUUGUAGAAGUUUGAUCUUCUGAAACACUCUGACAAAGUGUUGUGCCUUAUAUAUCAAUGUUUAUCAAA
Messenger RNA from Solanum dulcamara, 1356 nucleotides. RefSeq lists its product as uncharacterized. The coding region runs from base 957 to 1169 and encodes 70 amino acids. The transcript has a single exon. Lineage: Eukaryota; Viridiplantae; Streptophyta; Magnoliopsida; Solanales; Solanaceae. The record is from RefSeq and is a predicted model, not a curated record.